AUGAAUUCUGAUUCGAGCUCUGUCUCCAGCAGAGCUUCAUCGCCGGACAUGGAUGAGAUGUAUCUGAGGGAACACCACCACCGCCACCACCACCACCAGGAGAGCCGUCUCAACUCGGUCUCCUCCACGCAGGGCGACAUGGUGCAGAAGAUGCCCGGGGAAAGCCUCUCGCGGGCCGGCGCCAAGGCCACCGGCGAGAGCAGCAAGUACAAAAUCAAGAAGCAGCUGUCGGAGCAGGACCUACAGCAGUUGAGGCUGAAGAUCAACGGUCGGGAGCGCAAGCGGAUGCACGACCUAAACCUCGCCAUGGACGGGCUGCGAGAGGUCAUGCCCUACGCGCACGGGCCCUCGGUGCGCAAGCUCUCCAAGAUCGCCACUCUCCUGCUGGCCAGAAACUACAUCCUCAUGCUCACCAGCUCCCUGGAGGAGAUGAAGAGGUUGGUUGGCGAGAUCUACGGGGGCCACCACUCUGCCUUCCACUGCGGGACCGUGGGCCACUCGGCCGGCCACCCCGCGCACGCCGCCAACGCGGUGCACCCCGUGCACCCCAUCCUGGGCGGCGCGCUCUCGUCCGGCAACGGCUCGUCGCCGCUGUCCGCCGCCUCGCUGCCGGCCAUCGGCACUAUCCGACCUCCCCACUCGCUGCUCAAGGCGCCCUCCACGCCGCCCGCGCUGCAGCUGGGCAGCGGCUUCCAGCACUGGGCCGGGCUGCCCUGCCCCUGCACCAUCUGCCAGAUGCCGCCGCCGCCGCACCUUUCCGCUCUCUCCACCGCCAACAUGGCUCGGCUGUCGGCCGAGUCCAAGGACUUGCUCAAGUGA
Molecule: messenger RNA, 819 nt
Organism: Panthera uncia (snow leopard)
Lineage: Eukaryota; Metazoa; Chordata; Mammalia; Carnivora; Felidae
Gene: OLIG3
Product: oligodendrocyte transcription factor 3
Exons: 1
Coding region: 1-819 (272 amino acids)
Molecular function (GO): protein dimerization activity
Source: RefSeq, a predicted model, not a curated record